Messenger RNA from Vicia villosa (hairy vetch), 615 nucleotides. Its product is annotated as DNA-directed RNA polymerase subunit 10-like protein. Lineage: Eukaryota; Viridiplantae; Streptophyta; Magnoliopsida; Fabales; Fabaceae. The record is from RefSeq and is a predicted model, not a curated record. Bases 116 to 331 code for a protein of 71 amino acids. Gene Ontology annotation, molecular function: DNA binding; zinc ion binding; DNA-directed RNA polymerase activity. Gene Ontology annotation, biological process: transcription by RNA polymerase I; tRNA transcription by RNA polymerase III; transcription by RNA polymerase II. Gene Ontology annotation, cellular component: RNA polymerase I complex; RNA polymerase III complex; RNA polymerase II, core complex. The transcript is spliced from 4 exons.
ACAACGUUCAUUAUUUAUUCUAAAACACGAAUCAACAUUUCAGUCUAAAUACUUUCCACACUGUAUAGCAAAACCCUGAAGAUUAGCGCGAGCAGAAAGUAACACACAGAGAAAGAUGAUUAUCCCCGUUCGUUGUUUCACCUGCGGAAAGGUCAUUGGAAACAAGUGGGAUUCAUAUCUUGAUUUUCUCCAAGCUGAUUACACUGAAGGAGAUGCACUAGAUGCUUUGGGUCUGGUUCGUUAUUGUUGUAGGCGCAUGCUUAUGACUCAUGUUGACCUUAUUGAGAAGCUACUCAAUUACAAUACUAUGGAAAAGCAUGAUGCCAAUUAAGGAUUCUUACCAAGAUGUGUCAGUUGCGCUGGGAAUCCUGUAGUCUUGUGUCAAUGUUUUUUUUGUCCUUUGCAACUUAUUAGUUUUUAAAUUUAGUAGGUGUGAUGCGAAGCUCUGUUUUGGUGUUAAUGGAUCUACACUGCUAUGAUAGACUGAAACUGUAAAAUCGGAUUUUAUGAUAUGGGAUUUAGUAUGUCAGAAUUUAACCAAUGCUUAGGAAUUUUGAAUGUUGCAACACAUUGACAUAUUGAUUAAGACCACAAUAUUAAUUUCAAGGUUGAGAA